Molecule: messenger RNA, 1110 nt
Organism: Styela clava
Lineage: Eukaryota; Metazoa; Chordata; Ascidiacea; Stolidobranchia; Styelidae
Source: RefSeq, a predicted model, not a curated record
AUGAUAUUCAUUUUGAUUUCAGUAUCUGUAACAGAGGAAGUUACUACGACUGAAUCUAAUACUACUGCAGAUGAAGACACGACAAUUCAAGAAACUACUGUAUCUGUAACAGAGGAAGUUAUUACAACUGAAUCUAAUACUACUACAGUUCCCCAGACCGAGCAGACAACAACAAAUUAUUCAACAACUCAACCAACAGAUGGAGACACGACAAUUCAAGUAACUACUGUAUCUGUAACAGAGGAAGUUACUACGACUGAAUCUAAUACUACUGCAGUUCCCCAGACCGAGCAGACAACAACAAAUUAUUCAACAACUCAACCAACAGAUGAAGACACGACAAUUCAAGAAACUACUGUAUCUGUAACAGAGGAAGUUAUUACAACUGAAUCUAAUACUACUACAGUUCCCCAGAACGAGCAGACAACAACAAAUUAUUCAACAACUCAACCAACAGGCGAAGACACGACAAUUCAAGAAACUACUUUAUUUGCUACAGAGGAAGUUACUACGACUGAAUCCAAUAUGACUACAGUUCCUCAGACCGAGCAGACAACAACAAAUUAUUCAACAACUCAACCAACAGGCGAAGACACGACAAUUCAAGAAACUACUUUAUUUGCUACAGAGGAAGUUACUACGACUGAAUCCAAUAUGACUACAGUUCCUCAGACCGAGCAGACAACAACUAAUUAUUCAACAACUCAACCAACAGUAUCUGUUACAGAGGAAGUUACUACGACUGGAUCUAAUACCACUGCAGUUCCUCAGACCGAACAGACAACAACUAGUUAUUCAACAACUCAACUAACAGAACAAGUAACCACUGAAGAAGACACUACAACGACAUACGUUACAACCACCGUGCCAGAUAUAGAUGAAUGUAAGACAACUUGUAAAUCAGAAGGUCAAAUUUGUGAGAACACUGUAGGAUCCUAUUCAUGUUUGUGCAAUGUGACAGAAAAUUAUGAACAAAAUUCUGAUGGUUCUUGUAAAAAAGUUUGCCCGGACAGUUGUCCCGAGAAUUCAGAAUGCAAGUACCCUGUAAUAGGCUGCGAAUGCAACAAGGGCUUUGAGAGCUCUGCAUAUAAUAGUAUAUGUGAAGGUUAG